AUGUAUCUCCAAGCUCUUACUUCCAUUCUGGCUCUUGCCUCCACCUCUCUUGCUGCCCAAUUGACGCAAAUUUCAAACUAUGGCGGUUCUGCUCGAGCGAAGCCCGGGAUGUGGAUAUACGUGCCCGAUCAGGUCAAAAGUGAUGCCUUAGUGGUAGCGAUCCACUCCUGUCAAUCCUCCGCCCAGAAAUACUUUCAAAAUGAUAAGAUUCCUUGGAAGAAAGGCUCGGAUACCAAAGGCUAUGUGACUGUUUGGCCGAGCUCUUCAACAGAAUGCUGGGAUGUUUCCAGCAAGUCUUCGCUAGCGCAUAACGGCGGCGGUGAUUCAAACGCGAUCGCGAAUAUGAUCACUUAUGCAAUCGACAAGUACAAGAUCGAUCCGAAGAAGGUGUUCGUCACAGGCGGAUCAUCUGGUGGCAUGAUGUCCAACGUCCUCGCGGCCACUUAUCCAGAACUCAUCACCGCCGUCUCAUUGUACUCUGGUGUACCAGCUGGAUGUUUCGUCUCCUCUUCUGGGGCAUCAGCUGCGUGGAACAAUACUUGUUCAGGCGGGCAGAGUAUUUCAACCGCACAGCAUUGGGGUGAUGUGGUCCGAGGUAUGUAUCCUGGAUACAAUGGAACGCGACCACGGAUGCAGUUUUGGCACGGCUCGACAGACGCCACGUUGUCGCCCAAGAACUACGACGAAACGCUUAAACAGUGGACGAACGUGUUCGACGUCAGCACCACGCCAACGAGCUCAAAGAAAGAUACACCAGAGAAGAACUACAGAACUGACGAUUUUGGUCCCAACGUUCAGGGGAUUUGGGCGCAGGGUGUUGGCCAUUCGGUUCCAUCGCACUUGACGGUAUCGGAAGCUUGGUUCGGUCUCUGA
Cucurbitaria berberidis CBS 394.84 is the source of this 873-nucleotide messenger RNA. Its product is annotated as carbohydrate esterase family 1 protein. The transcript has 3 exons. Lineage: Eukaryota; Fungi; Ascomycota; Dothideomycetes; Pleosporales; Cucurbitariaceae. The coding region runs from base 1 to 873 and encodes 290 amino acids. The record is from RefSeq and is a predicted model, not a curated record. Gene Ontology annotation, molecular function: hydrolase activity. Gene Ontology annotation, cellular component: extracellular region.